AUGGUGUGCUCCUCCAUCGUCUCAGUUUUGGACGACUUACAACGAGCCUGUGAGGCUGAAUGGGCUCGUUACUGUGGCCAUUGGCGUUGUGUUCAGGCCCUCAAAGCUGCAGUGGUACGAAAGCGUGAUCGAAUUUUCGUCCACAAAGUGAAUGAUUUUACUGAAAGGAAGUUCAUCAUGAGGAACCUUGGUGAUACCAUCUUGACGGCGAGCUGGAAAGUCCAUCUUCCUUUCACAAUUGCUCCAGAAAAAGUCACUAUAAAUCCUGGAGAUGCUCUCUUGGCUACCGGAAGGUUUGCUCCAAGGAAAGCUGGCCCGUACGAAGCUGUGGCAUUGUGCGGGAUUGGUGGCAUGUCUGUCAAGCUUCAACUGCAUGGAGUUGGAAAGCAUUCUUUCCUUACACUAUCCCAAACGAUGAUAAACUUUGGAUCUCUUUUCCUUGGCACUCUAACAUAUAGACCUACUGUUGCUGGUUCGUGUCCCGUGGAACACUUCGACCUUGUUGUCCCACAAACCAGCCCAGUUUCGUUUACUUGCGUUGGUGGAGUAUUGAGGCCAACAGUAAGAAUCUCAUCUUUUACUGUCAGCUUUGGCACUGUCGAGUCAGGGGGACACAGCUCACGCUCCAUCACAUUGAAAAAUCAGACAGAUCUGCCCGUACUGUUUCAAUUUAUGCCGGGUGACAUGGGGGUAUUCCAGUUCCAUGAAUCAAAUGGCUGCAUUGCUCCAAGAAGCACAGUGAUACUGACGGUCAAGUUUAAGCCCAUAGAGCCUGCCAAUUACUACGUGCGUGUCAUGUGCAUUAUCAAAGAUCAGUAUCCCUUAUAUUGUGAUCUGGUUGGUACUUGCUACAGGGACAUCGUGAGAGCAUCAACUUUGAUGUCCUACCAUAUAGAUCGUCAUCGACAGUCAUUAAUUGACCGAAAAGGAAAAAAACCCGAGCCUAUGACUACAAACUUUUGGAGCUCCGACAGGACACAAGUUGCUGAGGGCGAUGAGUCGGAGGUGGAAGAUUUUGAUCAAUGGAACAUGAGCACAGUAUCAGAGCACGGUACAACGACGGUUCCUGAUAUGCUCAAAGGCCUUCUAGUGCCUCGAGAGAACAGAAAGAGUAUGUUGGGGGACUUUUUUGUGGAUUCUAUUCCGGUUUUUUCCAAAGCUGUAAUGAAAGCUAACGAAGUCUGGGACGAAUAUUUUAAUGGGAGCAUGGACGGAUGGGACCCGGUGACCCUGGAUGUGACACAGGUUGACUUUGGCAUGUGUGAAUGCAAUGGUUCCUCUCGUACGAAGAACGUAACUGUGAAGAACAAUUCCAGAGGUGGUCAUGUGAACAUCAUCUGGGUGAUCCGGGAACCGCAUCUGGAGAUGAUCAAGCCAACGGGAGCCUAUGUUGACAGUGACUUCAGCGAGAUGAUGUAUUACAAAAAUUUUGACCCGGUAUUUCAGGUCUGCCCGCCGGUCGCUCGAAUCAACGCUGGAGAUCUGUUCACUUUUAAUGUGACUUACAAGCCAAAGCUUCCAAACUUUUACUACUUCAAGCACAUGGCUUGCUUUGUCUACGACAUCAGCAGCUCCAAGGGUACAUCAAACGUGCUACCGCCUUGGACUAUCAUUGGUUCUUGUUUUGGUCAUACUUUCCAUUCUCACUCAUGGGAAGUUCGUCCAGAGGCAUUCUUUGAUCCAGGCAGAGUUGUGUUUCAACCAGCGCUGCAGGGAUCAUGCGUCUACCAAACUGUGGCUCUCCGCAACCUGAAACACACUGCCUUGAGACUGUUACUCCAGAUGGAGGUUUCUAAUGGCACCAGCAUUUGUUUUAAGCCAACAAACAUUGGCACGCGAGAACAUUUACCAAUUAUCCUCACCAACACAAGUGACAUUGCUUUGCAGUAUGACUGCCUCGUGCCGAUGGAAUAUGGAGACAUAAUUUCUCUCUCUCCGGCAUCUGGAGUUUUACGAGGAAAGGAAAAGCAGGAGGUGAUUUGCACUUUUAGUCCACUUGAUGAGAAGUACUACUCGUUUCAAAUAUCCUGCUCCUACUCUGGUUGCAUUGAGAUGGCCUAUUACCAAGAGCACAAAGUCCUGACGAGGAACUGUCCAACUCCCAAAACGGAUUAUUUCACAUUGGACAUUGAUGGAGAGGGACUAGUUGGAGUUAUCACUGUGGAGCCCGGAAGGGCCGACUUUGGGAUGCUAGUAGUCAAUAACCAAUACGAACACAAGCUUAGCUUAUACAAUUCUACCAAGGGUCUCCUGGAAUAUGCUCUUAGCUGCCACUCAUUGUCCAUUACCUCAGACAAGUACUCGAUUACUUUCGACGCUCCUACAGACUCUAUAGCACCCAAAUCAUACAAGGACGUUAUGGUGUUGUUUACGCUCAAGUACAAUAUACAUUAUAAGAUGGACAUCCAAUGCAAAACGCUGGCUCCCACAACUGACGAAUGUCUCGCCAAGCACAAGCCUGUCGGCACUUACACAACAUGUGCUUUCUCGGCUGUUGCUGCGUAUCCAGGUGUAGUUAUUUCGGGGGUUAGGAGUGAGAGGCUCAGCGCUGCUCAGCUCUGGAGUCGCUUGCGGAUAGACGACUUGAAUCACGCGCUGAGCGAGCCUCCAAGACCAGCUCUUACGAACUCGGUCUACAAGUAUCUUUUUGGCCUUGGAAAGCCACUGGACGACUUUAAGCCAUUCAUGCUCCGGUUCAUGGCUCAAAAUGUCGGACGGAAGCCUUCAGUGGUGCACAUUGUUUUUACUUGUCGAGUUCCUCUCACGGUCUCAUGGAAGAUUCGGCUUUGGAAUGACACCGAGGUUGACAUAGAAAGCUGGGUAGAAGAUGGCGAGCCAAGCGAAGAAGAAAAGCGACUGGUGCAGGUCUGGAAAAUGAAGCUCUUUGAGGUGGAACCGAGGCGAGGGGUGAUCCAGCCAGGCGAGGAAGUACAUGUGAGAUUCACCUACUACCACAAAAUUGAAGGCUUUCACAGUUUCCCUGCCAUUUUUGAGAUAGAGGGUGGCUGCGUGGUCCAGUUGAUGCUCAGUGGCAAAACCCUUCCUUUCUCACAGAAGAUUCUGGGUUUACAGAGUCCAGCCUAUACCCUCGUGCCCAUUGUCAUCGGAGACAUUAAUCCACCAGUCCAAACUUAUGAGCUCCGGAACGAUGGCUACAUGGAACUAGUGUACGAGCUCGACACCAGCCCUCUGCGACAGAUGCAAGACGAGAACCAUGGGUUUCCUGUGCUCCAGUGCUUUAAUCCCAAAGGAUGGAUAGCUCCUUCGGAAUCUAUUCUUUUGAAAUGGCUCUUUCAGCCACUGGAACCAAAACUUUAUUCAGUCAGACUAACUUUCUACGUCGAGGGUGGAAAGCAAAACAACCUCGACAUCCAGGGAAUGGGAUUCAGCUCCACGGAGAGAGCCUCUCUCCGUUACACACAGCUAAGGCCGCCCUUUGGAAAAGCGUACAUGUGGUCUGGGUUGCCGGCCAAGCUCUCAACUGAGUUCUUGGACUUUGGCCACGUCAAGGAGCUCACCCUUACUCAGAAGCUGGUGAGCAUCCAAAACGUCUCAGAUGAGUAUGAGGUGUCUUACAAUUGGAGGAACAGCAUGGCAGCCGAUUUUAUGAUAUACGGUGACUUUGACGUGUUUCCUCGGAGUGGAGUUAUCCAGCCACAGGAAGAGAUUCUAUGCAAGGUGAGAUUCAGGGCCGGGAUUCAGCCUCAGUACUUUAUGACAACUCUCUAUUGCGACAUUGCCGUCGUGAAUUUGGAGCCACCUCCCCGGCAAGUUCUUAUCCAGCCAUCGACUCCUGAAGAAGUGAUUGACAGAGACGGGUAUAGACUCGGCACAGGAGUUUACAACAAAAUGUUCAGGCACAUUCCAGUCAUUAACCAGUGUCCUGAAGGAAUGCGAGGCAGGUUACCACACUUUACACCCAGGCCCCUGUCAGCACUGCCGACGCCACCCAAGAUUGCUGUUCCGCCCGACCAGGUUCUUUUUCUCACUGUCAACACGGAAGUGCACACGGCUGAAAAGUUUCAUUCGACAAGCGAGCGGGUUAUGAAGGAAUUUAUCUCCUUUCGGGACGACCAAGAUGAGAAAAGGCUGAAUGAAUCAUCAAGAGAGGUCCAAUCAGAGAUGGCAGGUCUGAUGCUCAUGGAGAUGCUCCAAGAGUUCCUUUUUGAAGAGGCCAAAGAUAGCGACCAGAGCUCCUUCCGGGCCUUCGAUGACAAGCGAGUGGUCUACUUUGAAGAGAUCAAAGGAUUGUCAAGCCAGGGAGCUGAUUGCACUAAGGCAAAGAUAAAACUGGACAAACUUGACUGGGAGGAUGCUUUUAAAGUGACUCAGAAGAACAUGGUGGAACUUGUUCUGGACAGUCUUUUAUUUGGCACUGUCAAGGAUAUGUGUGAAAAUAGCUUCACUAGCUGCACCAGAAGUUCUAGGCAGUGCAAAUAG
Selaginella moellendorffii is the source of this 4440-nucleotide messenger RNA. RefSeq names its product cilia- and flagella-associated protein 65. NCBI's taxonomy places the organism in Eukaryota, Viridiplantae, Streptophyta, Lycopodiopsida, Selaginellales, Selaginellaceae. The coding region runs from base 1 to 4440 and encodes 1479 amino acids. The transcript has 5 exons. The record is from RefSeq and is a predicted model, not a curated record.